CGUCUGGAAUGUUCGGCGGCGGGGCGGGGUACGUGGCGGCCGGCCACGCGUACUGACUGGUCCCGACGAGGUCGCGCCGCCCCUCAAGUACAGAGGGAAAGCUUCUCACCUCACCCGGACUCAAACCCAACUCGGAAGGGGUUCAUGCUGUGUUCCUUCACCCUCUGUUCAUGCAGUGUUGCUCCCAGCCGUUUCUUCACCCACUCGUUCCUUUUUCUUCUUCUUCUCCGACAUUCUGCGCCUUGCAUUUGUUUCCUUUUUUAUUUGUAGAUGUAGAGGCCUCAAUUGAGAUCCUGUGAUUUUGGCAGGCAAAGUCGAUGGCUAAGUCUUUGUAAACAUUUGCUGUCUACUGACAAUUUUUUUCGUUUUCAGCCAAUCUUUGAUAGUCUUUGAUUUCUUCUAGCCUUUGACACUCAGGAAGGCUAUUUCCAGAUUGAGCUAGUUCAAUUGAGGCGAUUUUUCAAACAAAGAUCACUUCUUUUUUACCUGUUCUUGAGUCGUUUGGAAUUCGUUCCCCUGCUCCGUUAAGUAGUGCUCUGUUCUGCUGCUGUUCGAUCGCAUUUGUUUGUGGUUUGGUUGGUUCGGCCAUGGAUCCGUUCCAUGGCAUUGUGAAAGAGGAGGAGUUCGACUUCGACUUCGCCGGCGCGUCGGCGGAGGGCGCGCCGGCGGCGUCGUUGUCUUCGUGGGCCGCCGGCUUGCCGGAGGUGCCCCGGCCGAUGGAGGGCCUCGGCGAGGCCGGCCCGCCGCCGUUCCUGACCAAGACCUACGACGUCCUGGACGACCCCAACACCGACACCAUCGUCUCCUGGGGAUUCGCCGGGAACAGCUUCGUCGUCUGGGAUGCCAACGCCUUCGCCACGGUGAUCCUCCCGCGCUACUUCAAGCACAGCAACUUUUCCAGUUUCGUCCGGCAGCUCAACACCUACGGGUUCAGGAAAGUUGACCCGGACAGGUGGGAGUACGCGAACGAGGGGUUCCUGCGGGGCCAGAGGGAGCUCCUCAAGACGAUGAAGCGCCGCCGGCCGACGUCAAGCCCGUCGGCGCAGCAGGGGCAGGCGCCGCCGGCGUGCCUGGAGGUGGGCCAGUUCGGGCGCGAGGGCGAGGUGCACCGGCUGCAGCGCGACAAGGGGAUCCUGCUCACGGAGGUGGUGAAGCUGCGGCAGGAGCAACAGGCGACGCGCGAGCAGAUGCAGGCCAUGGAGGAGCGCAUCACGGCCGCGGAACAGAAGCAGCAGCAGAUGACGGUGUUCUUGGCACGCACGCUGAGGAACCCGGGCUUCCUCCUGAUGCUCGUCGACCGGAAGGGCCUGGGCGGUCGCCGGAGGGAGCUCAAGGACGCGCUCUCCAAGAAGCGCUGCCGCCCCAUCGAGUACCUCUCCCGCGACGGUGAGAGCAGCAGCAGCGCCGCGGGGUCGGCGACGUCGGGCCACUAUGUUCCCGGCAUUUCGGUCGUCGUGGACGGCGUGUCGGAGGCGGACGACGACGAGAGCCGGCGCGAGGAGAGCGUCGGCGGCGGAGGCGAGGACACGGAGAGCUUCUGGGUGGAGCUGCUCAGCCUUGGCCUGGAGGAGAAGCACAGGGAGGGCGGUGGCGGCGAGGAGGAGGGGAGCAGCGCUGACGUGGACGACGACGUGGACGUGCUCGUGCAGAGCAUGUACCACCACAACCCCAACCCGAGCAGCCCCAGUCCCAAGUGAAAGUUCUAGAACAUUCCAGACUCCACCACGGGAAUUACUAUACCAAGUAGCAUUCCAGACUCUGGUUUGGGAUAGGGAUCUACGAUGGGAUAGGUAGGGGUGGGUUUGGGAAGAGGAUAAGAGGUUAUAAACUAUCUCCCUUUGGUACGUAUUAGGUUUAGGAUUGGGAUGAUCAAAAUGUACAUGUUGGAAAAAUAAAAGACAAAAUAAUGAUCUUUACUUUAUUAAAA
Phragmites australis (common reed) is the source of this 1927-nucleotide messenger RNA. RefSeq names its product heat stress transcription factor A-2a-like. The coding region runs from base 588 to 1697 and encodes 369 amino acids. The transcript is spliced from 2 exons. Gene Ontology annotation, biological process: regulation of transcription by RNA polymerase II. Gene Ontology annotation, molecular function: RNA polymerase II cis-regulatory region sequence-specific DNA binding; DNA-binding transcription factor activity. Gene Ontology annotation, cellular component: nucleus. NCBI's taxonomy places the organism in Eukaryota, Viridiplantae, Streptophyta, Magnoliopsida, Poales, Poaceae. The record is from RefSeq and is a predicted model, not a curated record.